Solanum tuberosum (potato) is the source of this 1464-nucleotide messenger RNA. Its product is annotated as probable purine permease 11. The record is from RefSeq and is a predicted model, not a curated record. Gene Ontology annotation, cellular component: membrane. The coding region runs from base 71 to 1210 and encodes 379 amino acids. NCBI's taxonomy places the organism in Eukaryota, Viridiplantae, Streptophyta, Magnoliopsida, Solanales, Solanaceae. Gene Ontology annotation, molecular function: purine nucleoside transmembrane transporter activity. The transcript is spliced from 3 exons.
ACCUGAUGUUUUUUUGCUUUCUUUAUUAAAGAAGAACAGGGCUCUAUUAUCACUCUGUGUUAAUUUAUUCAUGGAGAACUCUACUCAACAAGUGGAGCUACAAAUCCCAGAAUCAAGCAGGCAAAUAUCAGAAGAUGAUGGUACAAUAAAUACAAAUCAGCAGCAACAAAUUUCAAGAUCAAAUAAACACUAUGGAUGGUGGUUUAGAAUAUUUUUAUACAUCAUUUUUCUCCUUGUUGGCCAAUCUGCAGCUACACUUUUAGGAAGAUUUUACUAUGAUGAAGGUGGAAAUAGUAAAUGGAUGGCAACAUUUGUUCAAUCAGCUGGUUUCCCAAUCUUGCUUCCUCUGUUUUUUCUCUUUAAAUCUUCCAAAAAUACCGCCUUUUCAUCGCGCGAAAAGCCAUCAAAAUCUUCCCUUUUUCUCAUCUAUCUGUUUUUUGGACUAAUGUUAGCAGGUGACAAUUUGAUGUAUUCAUAUGGUUUGUUGUAUCUUCCUGUCUCAACUUAUUCCCUCAUUUGUGCAUCUCAAUUAGCCUUCAAUUGCCUGUUUUCGCUCCUACUAAACGCGCAAAAGUUCACAGCUUUAAUACUCAACUCUGUUGUGAUUGUUACAAUCUCAGCUGCAUUACUAGCAGUUCACUCUGAAUCUGAUACUAGUACGAAAUUAUCAGCUGGUAAAUACACGAUUGGAUUUGUAUGCACGGUGGCUGCAUCAGCAACUUACGCGUUAUACCUCUCUUUACUAGAAGUAACCUUCAAGAGGGUGAUCAAAAGUGAGACAUUUGACACAAUAUUGAAAAUGCAAGUUUUUCCUUCAUUCAUUGCAAGUUGUGCUUGUGUUGUGGGACUAUACGCGAGCGGAGAAAUAAGAAUUUUGACAGCAGAGAUGAAUGGUUUUAACAAGGGCGAAAUUUCGUAUUUGAUGACAUUGAUUUGGACUGCUGUGCUUUGGCAGAUUUGUUGUAUUGGAUUGCUGGGAUUGAUAUUUGAAGUGUCUUCUCUGUUUUCUAAUGUGAUAAGUACUUUGGGUUUGCCUGCUGUGCCAGUACUUGCUGUGAUUUUCUUUCAUGAUAAAAUGGAUGGUGAAAAAAUCAUUGCAUUGUUGCUUGCUGUUUGGGGAUUUCUUUCUUAUGUGUAUCAGAAUUAUCUUGAUGACUCCAAAGCCAAAUCAUCAAAAUCUGAGCAGAAUGAAGCCACUAUUACUCAUUGAGAAGUCUAAAUGACGCUCGAGGCAGGAGGAAAAACGUAAUUCUCUAGUUUCAUAGUUUUAACUUUCAUUAGAAUAGUGAUGUUAUGUAAUGUGUGAUAUGAAAAUAUGAUCCUUUUCUAUUAUGUGGGGGAAAUUGAAUACAAUAUGAUGAUUCAUUUGAUCAAGGUCAUAACCAUCAUGUCAUUAACAUUUUAUAUUAUUCACUAUAGUCAAAGUGUAAGUGAUCAAAUUGAUCAACUUUACAAUUACAAGCA